AUGAAAGCUUAUGAUGGAAGCUCAGAUCCAAAGGAGUUUGUAACCGUUUUUCGGGCAGCGAUGUCAUUACGUGGAGAAUCAGACUCUUUGUUAUGUCGGACAUUUCCAGUUUUCCUAAGGAAGCAGGCGUUAGAAUGGUUUACGGGCCUGCCAGUCAAUUCCAUUGACAGUUGGUCUGAUUUAUCUCUUCGUUUCAUACAGCAGUUUGCUCAUUGUGGACCCCAACCAAAAACCACACACAAUUUAUGUGGAGUGAGACAGAAGCCAGGAGAAAAGGUCAGAGAAUAUUAUGAACGGUUUCAAGCAGAAGCUAGACAAGUCAAGGGGUUGGAGAAUCAGACGUAUUUGCUGUUGUUUACCACCAGGUUACAGCCUGGCGGGUUGGCGGAUUCUUUGGCGAAAAAAGGACCGGCUACAAAGGAAGAGUUGAUGGAAAGGAUUCAGAAGUAUAUUGAUUUGGAAGAAUUUAGAUCUUCUCAGAAGCAAAUUGAACAAGGGUUCAGAGAAGCUACAUUUAGGAGGCCGGACAAGCCUGCUGGAAGAGGACAGUUUGACGAAAGACGACCUCGGGUAGUAGGGGAAAGAUUUAGAGAAGCAUAUAAGAUAGACUUCACACCAUUAAAUACGUCCAGAGCCCAGAUAUUGAAGGAGGUAAUGUCUACAGAAAUGCGAAAUGUUCCACGGCCUCCGCUGAUUCGGUCGAGUUAUGCCCAGGCAGAUAAAACGAAAUGGUGUGAAUUUCAUCGGGGGUAUAGACAUUAUACGAAUGAUUGUUUUAACUUGCAGAAUGUUAUUGAAAGGUUGAUUCAAGAAGGGAAACUACAAAAAUAUGUAAGAAGAGGAGAAGGAAAUGGGUGUAAGGAAGAUAAGAUCCGGCGAUUCGACCGAAGUCGCAGCCCGCCUGGGGGAAGGAAUAGGGAGGCUAACAGAAAUCAAAAAGCAGAAAAUAAAUCAUCUCCGGGUCGAGUUCUGGUGGGGCAUAUUUGCACUAUAGCUGGAGGGCGAGCAGGAGGAGGAGAAUCUGGGAAUGCCCAGAAAAAGCACUUAAAGAUGUGUAUGGCCAUUUCAGAGAAACCGUGUUUUAAAGAAGAGUGA
Molecule: messenger RNA, 1095 nt
Organism: Gastrolobium bilobum
Lineage: Eukaryota; Viridiplantae; Streptophyta; Magnoliopsida; Fabales; Fabaceae
Exons: 1
Coding region: 1-1095 (364 amino acids)
Source: RefSeq, a predicted model, not a curated record